UGCAGCGGCGCAGGACAGUUCAGAAGAGCAGAGAGGAGAGGAGCAGUGCGGGAGAGACGGUACCCAUCCGUCAAGUAGCUGGAGGAACCCACACUAACAAACCCUUAUGGCUGCUUGAGAAAUAACGAUACACCCCCCCUCCCCCUUUUUCUCUCUUUCUCUGGGACUUUUGGCUUUUGGUGUCGUCCUGACCAGAAGUUGUUGCAAGUCUAAUUAGUUGCUCCAAGUCGAAAAGUGAAUCCACUUGGCGUGGACGUCUCUGGCGGCCAUGGAUACCCAUAUAAGAUGGAAAGUUAAACGGAGGAUAAGAGACGCCCAAAUCACUUUAGCGGUGAUUCUGCUUUUUGUCACAUCGCAAGCAAGUUCAGUGGAACCAGCAGACCUCUUGAAGAUUUUAGAUUUUCACAGUUUACCUGAGGGUGUUACAAAAACAACGGGUUUCUGCUCACAUAGGAGGUCAACACAAGGACCCGAUGUGGCUUACAGAGUAUCCAAAGAUGCCCAGCUCAGCGCCCCCACCAAACAGCUGUAUCCAGGUGAUGUGUUCCCAGAGGACUUUUCCAUCUUGGCCACAGUGAAGCCCAAGAAGGGCAGCCAGUCCUUCCUGUUGUCUGUGUACAAUGAACAGGGCAUCCAGCAGCUCGGACUGGAAGUUGGACGCUCUCCCGUGUUCCUGUAUGAGGACCACACAGGCAAACCCAGCCCCGAGGACUACCCCCUCUUCAGAGGAGUCAACCUAGCUGAUGGAAAGUGGCAUCGAGUGGCCAUCAGUGUGCACAAGCAGACCAUCACCCUCAUUCUGGACUGUAAAAAGAAGACCACCCAGAAGCUGCUCCGAAGUCCCAACCCCAUCAUCGACACCAAAGGAAUUAUAGUGUUUGGAACUAGAAUACUUGAUGAAGAAGUCUUUGAGGGAGACAUCCAGCAGCUAAUGAUUGUAGCAGACCAUCGCGCUGCCUAUGACUACUGUGAGCACUACAGCCCCGAUUGUGAAGUGCCAGUGCCCGAUCAGCCUCAGAACCAGGACCCCAACACAGAUGAAUAUAACACAGAGGAGGACAGCUACUAUUAUGAAUACCCUUACUAUGAGGACGUGGACGGCAAGCCGUAUGAUUCAACCUCUGAUAUUGAGACAACCACAAAAGAAGUUAAGGUGACAGAAACGGAUGGAGUUCGUACGGUGACCACAGUAGAGGAGGUUUUGAGGGGCGGUUCUGGUGGCACCGACGGCAAAGUCCUGACCUCCACCUCCAUCUCUACAAGCUCAUCCUCUGGCACAUCCUCUGGCUCAUCCGCUGGCAGAUCCAGCAGUUCUUCGUCGAGCUCCUCAGGUACUGCCACUGGUGGAGAAGAUGCCUACGGAGAGGAGACCAGCCCUGAGAAUUACGCAGACUAUGGUGACUACUAUUGGGAGUCCACAGUGGCACCUGAUGGUGACACCUCUCGACGUGUCACCAUCACCAGCAUUGGCACCGGGGGUGAGCUGGAUUUGGGAGCAGCGGGCAAGAUUGACUUGGGCGCAGGGACGGGAAUUGAAAGGAGCGUCAUCAGCAGGGAAGCAGGAACAUCAAAAAUCAUCUCCAGCAAUGAAACAUCAGUGGGAGUUUCUGAUGGUGACUACGGCUACGAAUAUGAGGAUGGUGUGGACAGCCAUUACGCCACUGGUGGAGGUGGCAGCAGCAGUACAGUUCACAUUGGUGGUGGAGGAAGCUCUAGCAGCAGCACUGUGCACAUCGGUGGCGGAGGUGGUGGUGACGGAAGCAGCAGCAGCACAGUUCACACCAGUAGUGGAGGAGGCGGGAGGGGCAGCAGCAGUUCUACCAUCACCAUCGGAAGCGGGUCCACCGGAGGAGGUUCUGCCUCUGUGGGAGGAUCCUCUGCUGCUGGAGGUGGAUCGGCCAGCGCCGGCACUGGAGCAGGGGGGUCCAUCGCCACCGGAACAGACCUGGGCUUGGAGGGCGAGCUUGACUACGGUGAUCUGGAUCAGUUCACGGAGGAGCACAUCACAGACUAUGGUGAUUUAGAAGACUUUGAGAACAGCUAUGAAGAUCUGGUAUUCGAGAGAGACCGCCAACCGCUGCCUGCUGAGACGGAUGAGUAUUAUGGACAGGUCGACGGAGCUCGUGGUGAGAAGGGACAGAAGGGAGAGCCUGCUGUUAUUGAGCCUGGAAUGUUGGUGGAGGGUCCGCCUGGGCCUGAAGGGCCAACAGGUCUCCCUGGACCCCCAGGUGCUUCUGGCCCACCAGGCAGUCCCGGAGAUCCUGGAGAGAGGGGUCCUGCGGGUCGUCCUGGUCUUCCUGGUGCUGAUGGUCUGCCAGGACCCCCUGGCACUGUCCUGAUGCUGCCUUUCAGAUUCAGCUCUGGAGGUGACUCUGGACAGAAGGGACCUGCUGUAUCAGCACAGGAGGCCCAGAUGCAAGCAAUCAUGCAGCAGGCUAGGCUGGCUAUGCGCGGCCCUACAGGUCCAAUGGGUCUGACCGGCAGACCCGGCCCUCUGGGUCCUCCUGGUGUAACAGGAAUUAAGGGAGAGUCUGGAGAGGCAGGACCUCAGGGACCACGUGGACCAAUGGGAUCCACUGGACCCACUGGAAAGCCUGGCAGAAGGGGUCGCCCUGGAGCCGAUGGUGCCAGGGGCAUGCCAGGACAGUCUGGACCCAAGGGAGACAGAGGGUUUGAUGGUCUGGCUGGACUUCCUGGUGAAAAAGGACACAGAGGUGAACCUGGUCCCUCUGGACCUCCUGGUGGUCCUGGAGAAGAUGGAGAGAGGGGAGAUGAUGGUGAGGUCGGACCCAGGGGACUUCCUGGUGAACCAGGGCCCCGGGGUUUGCUCGGACCAAAGGGACCUCAGGGACCUCCCGGACCCCCUGGUGUUACUGGAAUGGAUGGCCACCCUGGACCUAAAGGAAACAUUGGACCUCAAGGAGAGCCAGGACCUCCUGGACAGCAAGGCAACCCAGGUGCCCAGGGACUUCCAGGGCCCCAAGGAGCCAUUGGACCUCCAGGAGAUAAGGGUCCCACUGGAAAGCCAGGCUUGCCAGGAAUGCCAGGAGCUGAUGGUCCACCGGGUCACCCUGGAAAGGAGGGCCCCCCUGGGGAGAAAGGACACCUGGGCCCUGCUGGCCCUCAAGGACCCAUUGGUUAUCCUGGGCCCCGAGGCGUGAAGGGAGCCGAUGGUGUACGCGGUCUUAAAGGAAACAAGGGUGAAAAGGGAGAAGAUGGCUUCCCUGGCUUCAAGGGAGAUAUGGGUAUCAAGGGCGACAGGGGGGAGAUUGGAUCACUAGGACCCAGGGGAGAAGAUGGUCCAGAGGGGCCAAAGGGUCGAUCAGGUCUCCCAGGAGAUGCUGGUCCUCUUGGCCCCACUGGUGAGAAGGGAAAACUUGGAGUUCCCGGAUUGCCAGGAUACCCAGGAAGACAAGGACCAAAGGGAUCUCAGGGUUUCCAAGGUUUCCCUGGCGCCAAUGGAGAGAAAGGAACUCGGGGAACAGCAGGAAAGCCUGGCCCACGCGGACAGAGAGGACCAACGGGGCCUAGAGGAGAGAGAGGGCCAAGGGGACCAACAGGAAAAGCUGGACCAAAGGGUAACUCAGGAAAUGACGGCCCACCAGGACCUCCUGGUGAGAGGGGUCUGCCAGGGCCUCAGGGACCAACAGGUUUCCCAGGACCAAAGGGUCCUCCUGGACCUGCAGGGAAAGACGGACUGCCUGGACAUCCUGGCCAGAGAGGAGAGACUGGAUUCCAAGGCAAGACUGGUCCUCCUGGUCCUCCAGGUGUGGUUGGACCUCAGGGACCAACAGGUGAGACUGGACCAAUGGGAGAUCGGGGCCACCCUGGACCCCCUGGCCCACCUGGUGAGCAGGGUCUACCUGGAGCUGCAGGGAAAGAAGGAGCCAAGGGUGAUCCCGGUCCUGCUGGCCCAGCAGGUAAGGACGGCCCUCCUGGGCCAAGAGGUUUCCCUGGAGAGAGAGGUCUUCCUGGCCCUGUGGGGGCUCAUGGCCUGAAAGGGAAUGAAGGUCCUCAUGGCCCCCCUGGCCCUGCUGGUUCUCCUGGUGAACGUGGUCCUGCUGGCCCAGCUGGACCUACAGGUCUUCCUGGACGUCCUGGCCCCCAGGGACCUCCAGGCCCUGCUGGAGAGAAAGGUGGACCGGGAGAAAAAGGACCUCAAGGCCCAGCUGGAAGAGAUGGUAUUCAGGGACCUGUGGGUCUGCCUGGACCUGGAGGACCUCCUGGACCACCUGGAGAGGAUGGAGACAAGGGAGAACUUGGAGAGCCAGGCCAGAAAGGAAGCAAGGGUGACAAAGGAGAACAUGGUCCACCUGGUCCUACUGGCCCUCAAGGACCUGUUGGAGCGCCUGGUCCUGCUGGUGCAGAUGGUGAGCCUGGUCCCAGAGGUCAGCAGGGUCUGUUCGGCCAGAAGGGAGAUGAAGGAGCAAGAGGAUUCCCUGGACCCCCAGGCCCAGUUGGGCUGCAGGGCUUGCCUGGACCACCUGGUGAGAAAGGUGAAACUGGAGAUGUUGGUCAAAUGGGUCCACCUGGCCCCCCUGGUCCCAGAGGCCCCUCAGGACCCCCCGGGGCCGAUGGCCCACAGGGACCUCCUGGCGGUAUCGGCAAUCCUGGCGCUGUAGGAGAAAAGGGAGAUGCUGGUGAAACAGGAGAGCCAGGUCUUCAGGGCGAAGUUGGCCCACCAGGUCCAAGAGGAGAACGAGGAGAAAAGGGAGAGUCUGGUCCGGCUGGUGCAGCUGGACCUCCCGGCCCUAAAGGUCCCCCUGGAGAUGAUGGUCCUAAAGGCAGCCCAGGUCCAAGUGGUUUCCCUGGUGACCCUGGUCCCCCUGGAGAGCCUGGUCCCGCUGGGUUGGACGGUCCACCUGGUGACAAGGGAGAUGAUGGAGAGUCUGGUCAGGCUGGUUCACCUGGACCCACUGGAGAGUCUGGUCCCUCUGGACCACCAGGAAAGAGAGGACCGCCUGGAGCAGCAGGACCUGAGGGAAGACAAGGAGAGAAAGGAGCCAAGGGAGAGUCUGGCUUGGAAGGUCCCCAAGGAAAGACAGGUCCUGUUGGUCCUCAAGGAUCACCUGGCAAGCCUGGUUCUGAAGGCCUGAGGGGUAUCCCUGGCCCAGUUGGAGAGCAAGGUCUACCCGGUCCUCCAGGCCCAGAUGGACCUCCCGGACCUAUGGGCCCUCCUGGUUUACCUGGUUUGAAAGGAGACUCAGGUGUCAAAGGAGAAAAGGGCCAUCCAGGUCUUAUUGGUCUUAUCGGACCCCCAGGGGAACAGGGAGAAAAGGGUGACAGAGGUCUUCCUGGUCCUCCAGGAGGAGGUGGUCCCAAAGGCGAUAAUGGUAUUGCUGGUCCCUCAGGUCCACUUGGUCCCCUGGGUCCUCCCGGAUUACCUGGUCCUCCUGGUCCCAAAGGAGCUAAAGGGUCAUCGGGUCAAACUGGACCAAAGGGAGAGACUGGUUCACCUGGACUUCCUGGCCCUCCUGGCCCUCCUGGCGAUGUUAUCCACCCACUCCCCAUCCAGGCUCCCAUUAAGGGCAGAAUGCGUAGGAACAUCGAUGCCAGCCAGAUGAUGGACGAUGCAGCUGUGGAUGCCAACUACAAGGACUAUGACGACGGCAUGGAGGAAAUCUUUGGCUCGCUAAACUCCCUGAAACUAGAGAUCGAGCAGAUGAAGCACCCCCUGGGCACACAGAGCAACCCUGCUCGUACCUGCAAGGAUCUGCAGCUCUGCCACCCUGACUUCCCUGAUGGUGAGUACUGGAUUGAUCCAAACCAGGGCUGUUCUCGGGACUCCUUCAAGGUGUACUGCAACUUCACUUCAGGUGGAGAGAGCUGCAUCUUCCCAGAUAAGAAGUCUGAAGGGGCUAGGCUCACAUCCUGGGUAAAGGAAAAUCCCGGCUCCUGGUUCAGUGAAUUCAAACGUGGUAAACUGCUGUCUUACGUGGAUGUGGAGGGCAACCCGAUCGGCGUGGUCCAGAUGACUUUCUUGCGGUUGCUGAGCGCAGCAGCCAGACAGAACAUGACGUACAACUGCUACCAGUCGGUGGCCUGGCACGACCAGGAUCAGGACAACCACGACAAGGCCAUCCGCUUCCUGGGCUCCAACGAUGAAGAGAUGUCUUACGACAACAACCCGUACAUCCGCGCCCUGGUCGAUGGCUGUGCGUUGAAAAAGGGCUAUGAAAAGACAGUACUUGAGAUCAACACACCAAAGGUGGAACAGGUGCCAUUUGUGGACAUCAUGUUCAACGAUUUUGGUGGUUCCACGCAGAAGUUUGGAUUCGAAGUGGGCCCUGUCUGUUUCAUCGGCUAAGACUGUUGACUGAGCAAAUGGAGAAAAAAAAGCAUAUUUUUGUUUUCUCAGAAAAAAAAACAAUUGAAAAAGAAUAGGACAAUUCUAUUUGUAAAAAAGUAACUUUUUUUUCCAUAAAGCAACAAGUAUGAGUAAAAUGAAAUCAAGUUGAGAAUACAGUGAAAUUCUUUAGGAAUAGAGGAAAACAAAAUAACCUUGAAACCUCAGUGUGCCUUCUCCAUCACAUGCAAGUUUUGAAACUGGAUGUCAGAUCCUGCCUCCUACACAACACACUCGAGCACGCACACACCCACCCACACACACCUAGCCCCAUGUCAUCACACUUGAUUUAGACUUUUUUGUCCCAAACACGAAGGCGGCGCUGAGAGCUGCAGCCGUUCCAGACGGUCGCAGUAUUUGCCAUGGACUCCAUCUGAUUUGGCUCUUUUCUCUUCUUUAGUUCUGAUCUCAUGUUUUCCCUCAUCUCCCUGGCUUUUUCCACUUGUCGUUUGUUGGUUUGUUUGCCAGUUCACUACAGGAGCUCUGUUUGUGCAUAAUUGUCUCCCCAUUCUCUUGGAAUGGAUCUUAUAUAUAUAAAUAUAUAUAAAUAAUUUUUAUGUUUGUAAGUACAUUCUGUAUAUUUUUCCUGGUAAUGUUUAUUGCUUCUGGCUUCAAAACAUGCAUGUGACUUUUUAUUAAUUGUGAGGUAGGAGAUAAUGGAUACAGGGAUAACAUCUAAAUUGCAGAAAUAUCGAAAGUGAGGAAAUUAGACUUGUAAAUUGAAAAACAAAAAAAACAAACAAACAAAUUGGGAAGUCCUGUGUUGUUGCAGUUGUGGAGCACAUCUUGUUGUAAUUUAAGAACGGAAUGGAAAUAAAAGACAAAAACAAGCUCUGAUAUUAUGUGACAGUUGAUUUGCAUAACAAACAAAAAACCCCAAUGCAUUCCUUCUUUUGUUCCCUCUGAACAGAACACCUACCUUUGUCGCAAUAUCAUUAACUUAAUAAACAGCUUCUUUUUCCCCCUGAAAUAUUCAUCUGACUAUGCAACGGGAGAUGUCACAUUUUAUUGAAAACUCAAAGAAAUCAAAACCUAGGUGCUAUUUUCUCUCUUCUGUGGUGCUAUGUAUUUUUCUAGUUUGUGUUGUUUGAAUGAAAGGAAAUUUGUGCUGAUAAUAUUCCAUCACCAGCAGCCCCUUGACUCUCUUAACCACCACAUCUGACACAUGUGGACCUUUGCUGCAGCCAUUUUUAUUUUCUUUUUUUUUUUUUUCUGUUUUAUUUUAGAAUUAGCUUCGGUGUUUGCAUGCCGUUUCCCUACAUAUCCGCUCACAGAUCAGUGCAGCCUGGCGGCGUAUGUUAUCUCCUGCUUCGGCAGACCGCGUAAAUAAGAAAACGUGUCUGACAACUGUACCAAAUGUUGGAAUAUCGAAAGGAAACUAAGAUGGUGCUGUUGGCUUUGCAUAUCACUCCUCUAAGACACUGCGUUUUGGCUCUUGCUGUUGGAUCGUCUGGGCCACAUCAAACUGAUGUAGUUGAGGAAUGGGAAUGUUCUGACUGGGCCAGAGCGUCCACAUGGAUAUGGUCCAGUGUCUUGUUUGAUGUAUGAAAUCCUAAACCCCUCCACCAAAGGUUAUCACAUAUACAUUUAGCUUUAAGUGGCUUGAAACGUGUUCGUAGGGGAAACAACUUGAAAAGUCCUUUUUCUUGAUUCAGCCACAGUAAGUGGUCAUCAGAUUAGCAAGAUGAAAGAGUUUGCCCAUGCAGCGUCAAAAAUUGCUUGUCUGCCUACUAUCUUUGCCCUUACUGUAAUUAUGCUCUUUGUUCAAACUAUGCACUCUCUAUGCUUAUGACCACUAGUAUGUACCACAGAAUUUUUACAGCCCUUCAUACAUAGGUUUGUUUUGUUUCCUUUUUUUUUUUUUUUUUAAAUCUUCAAAUAUGUGACUUGAACCAUUUCUGUUAAGAUAACUCAAUAUGCUUGUAGAUCUUUGGCUUUAUUUUUCAUUGUGAUGCAAUACACCCAAACUUAACACUUAGCGCUCAAUAAGGACAAACAAAUUUUUUGUAAAUUUCCAGAACCAGCAGUAAUGCUGCCAUUGUUUUUUUUGUUGUUUUGGUUUUGGUUUUAUUUUGUAGAUUUCCGUUUGUCUGUCUGUCUGUCUGUUUGUCAAACCUGUGUAAGGAUAAGAGGAUAGAAGAUAUAUUGGUUUUUAUGUCAAUAAAUUCAAGUUUACUGUGGCCAUCCACUCUUGUAUGUCUUUUGAAGCAUUAAAACCUAUCUGUAUGCAUGAAA
This is a messenger RNA of Xiphias gladius (swordfish), 8581 nucleotides long. It is a transcript of the gene col5a1, whose product is annotated as procollagen, type V, alpha 1. The coding region runs from base 269 to 6307 and encodes 2012 amino acids. The transcript is spliced from 66 exons. The record is from RefSeq and is a predicted model, not a curated record. Lineage: Eukaryota; Metazoa; Chordata; Actinopteri; Istiophoriformes; Xiphiidae. Gene Ontology annotation, molecular function: extracellular matrix structural constituent.